Gongylonema pulchrum is the source of this 432-nucleotide messenger RNA. NCBI's taxonomy places the organism in Eukaryota, Metazoa, Nematoda, Chromadorea, Rhabditida, Gongylonematidae. The record is from the annotation of a GenBank genome assembly.
AUGAUAACUUCACUUUCGCUUAGCUGUACCGCGGAAGAGCUACAACUGGAUGGAGUAAGCGCAUGUUGCGCGCUCUCAAUCAAUAUCCAUAAACGCGCCACCGACAUUGCAAUGGCUUCAAAACAUGCACAAAUUCAUCUAUCCACGUCCACCGAUGUCUUCGUUUUUUGCAUAAAUGAGCUUUUGGCAAUGUGUUUUUUUCAGCUUCUGAAGAACAGCAAAAUGGAGCCGGGUUAUGUGCUCGCCAACCGUCUGCUGAUCUUCUUUCCGGCAGCUCUGCCAUUUCUGGCCUCUCCAGAAUCAUCCAUUUAUGUAGCGUUAUGGAAUGUGGCCAAAGAAUCGUGGCAUCAUGCGUUAAAGUUAUGUGAAACUACAAGCUCUGUCAAGAAUUCCACGUCAUCGGAUUCCUGCGGUAUACUUUUUCAUUUUUGA